Messenger RNA from Monosiga brevicollis MX1, 786 nucleotides. RefSeq lists its product as uncharacterized. The transcript has 4 exons. NCBI's taxonomy places the organism in Eukaryota, Choanoflagellata, Craspedida, Salpingoecidae. The coding region runs from base 1 to 786 and encodes 261 amino acids. The record is from RefSeq and is a predicted model, not a curated record.
AUGCGAACCGCCAUCGAAGGCGAGAUUGCCCGCUAUGACCCCGCCAAGGAACACACGACCAUCUUCAGCUCAAACGCUGAAACCCAGAAUAGCAACGACUACUUUCUCGAGUCAGGCGAUAAGAUUCGCUACUUUUUUGAACCAGGUGCCAUCGAUGACCAGGGACGCAUCGUGGUCCCCACCGAGUCGGCCUUUAACAAAAUUGGUCAUGCCCUGCACUCUUUGAACCCAACCUUUCGCAAGUAUACCUUUGAUCCGCGCAUCGUGGACAUUGCUGCAGAUCUGGGCCUUAACGAGCCCGUUGUACCACAGUCCAUGUACAUCUUCAAGCAGCCUGGCAUUGGUGGGGAGGUGACCUCCCAUCAGGAUUCAACUUUUCUCUACACCACCCCACUCAGUACUACGGGAUUUUGGAUUCCUUUGCAGGAUUGUGACCGGGAGAACGGGUGCUUACAGAUGGUUCCAGGCUCUCACCAUCAGGGUCUCCUCGGAGAUCGUCGCAUGGUCCGAAGCACUAACGAAUCCGGCGUGCUGGGCACCACCUUCACGGGCCAGUAUUUCGCCCCACCCCCUGAGGAGUUUCAAGCCUGCGAAACGCCCAUGGGAUCUCUCGUCAUUAUUCACGGCUCGGUGGUGCAUCGCAGUGACCCGAACAAAAGUGCGCGGUCACGCCACGCCUACACCUUCCACGCCAUCGAGUCCCAGGACACGGUUUAUGCUUCUGACAACUGGCUCCAAUACCCAGAAGACAAACCGUUUCCCCGUCUUGUACCCGAAUCAGGCUAA